Messenger RNA from Ictalurus punctatus (channel catfish), 3234 nucleotides. It is a transcript of the gene gramd2b, whose product is annotated as GRAM domain-containing protein 2B. The transcript has 13 exons. The record is from RefSeq and is a predicted model, not a curated record. The coding region runs from base 18 to 1250 and encodes 410 amino acids. Lineage: Eukaryota; Metazoa; Chordata; Actinopteri; Siluriformes; Ictaluridae.
AAAAUCUGAGAACACAGAUGACUCUUUGCAAAUCAAGGGAGAACAAUCAUUUCAGACUUUUGGAGAUGGAAAAACCUUUUAGCUGUGAUGACUUGGUCCUCAGAAGCAGGACAAAUGCAGUCAGACUAACAUGUUCUGUUUUACCGAGUCAACAGGAUGAGCAUGUGUUACAAUGUCAUAAUAAUGAAAAUGGGAGAGAGGAAAACUCAAGGAAAAUAAUAAAAGCAAAUGUGCCCAUAUCAAUGGACACUCAAUCUGAAAUCUUGGAAAGAAGAGGAAAACCAACACUAAUUAGGUCCAAAACAUUUGAUGCCUCAUUACAGUCACAUGUCCAAAGUGACACUGAGUCAAAGACUGAAAGGAAAAAGCAUCAGUGCUGCCAUAUCAAAUAUUUCCAUCUGAUGUUUCAGUUUCCUCGGAUAAAUAACCAAUACCACAAAAUUUUCAAAGACAUUAGUGAGAAUGAGCUGCUGAAACAAAGUUACACAUGUGCGUUGCAGAAAGAUAUUCUUUACCAAGGGAGACUUUUUGUGUCUGAUAACUGGAUCUGUUUCCACUCCAAAGUCUUUGGUAAAGACACCAAGAUUGCCAUUCCAGUUAUAUCUGUAUCAGUAAUAAAGAAAACUAAAACUGCCAUCUUAGUACCAAAUGCAUUGAUUAUUGCUACAGCACAAGAAAGGUAUGUUUUCGUGUCGUUCCUGUCCCGGGACACUACAUAUAAGAUUUUGAUGUCAGUGUGCUCCCAUUUGGAUGACAAGUGUCUGGGAAACAGUCCUAUUCAUUCCUCUGCAGAUGGCAAUUACACAGCACCUUCCACACUUCCCAUGAAUUUCUCAGCAGAUCUGUCAGAUUUGGAUGGUCCAGUGGUUCAAAUGAGACAAGAAAUGGGAUAUAGCAGUAGCUCAGACUCUCCACAUUCACCAGAGUUUGAGAAAAUGCCAGAGCACAAAUGGAAUGGUUAUGACAGUAAAAUAUGGAGACCUAGCUUGCUUAAUGUUCUUCUGAAGGUGUACCUAUUUAUAAUCUGCAUUUUAAUUUUGUCUUCGUGUUACAUGGCUUUCAAGAUUAUGUCUUUGGAAAAGAAAUUGCAUUCUCUAGCCUCUAUGGCUGAAUUUACUCAUAAUGGAGAUGAUUACAACAGCAUAAACUCUGAGGAUAUUUCUACGAUCUACUCUGCUGUGUCCAUUAACCUUGUGAAGCUGGAAAAGAUUCAGAGAGGCCUACAGAGACUAUUGGAUAAAACCCAGUGAUAGAGCAUUCCUCAGACCUCAGUCACCACAAGGUGCUGAGAUCUUUAUAGGGUGUACCAUUUACUGUUAUUGCAAGUCUUUGGACAAGAUAGGACUAUAGAGCAUGGGAAGUGUUUCCUGGACAUAAUAAAAGCACAAAAAUAAAGGUACUUUAUACUGCUAACAAGCCCAGGAUGUUACUCUCGGAAUACCACCCAAGUGGUAAUUUUGUUUGUUUGUUUUCCUUUUGUAAUGUUAUUCUGUCUCUUAAAAGCAUGGCAGAAGGGUGAUAAAAUUGUGUACUUCCACAAAAGUAGUUUGUAAGAUUUUAGUUGAAACCAGGACAAUAUUGUUUUGUCCUUGCAUCUAGACCAAAGUGGGUUUGAAAAUACCACUGCACCAUCAAAUGAUCUCACAUCUGCUGAACUGCUCCAACCAUGUCAGUGUAGGCUCAGUUCUGAUCAUGACAAUGGGAACUGGGUGGAGAAAAAAGCAUUCUGGAGCUAUACCACUAACAUAUGCUUGGGCUUGCUAGUAACUUGUUAAGGUAAACUGGUAGCUAUAUGAAAAACUGUAGAUGCCUCAUUGAAAUACAUUAGUGCAUAUAUUAGGGCCAGAUUCAUUUAUAAUGCAUUGUAAACCUAUGGAGUAAUGCUAAUCCUUUACAGACCACAUUUCAACAACUGCAUAAUCCUGUAGGUUCAUGUAUAACAUCAAGAAAAUCAGACACUAUCUCACCAAACAGACUACACAGCUACUAGUCCAGGCUUUUGUCAUCUUAUAACUGGACUGAUGCAACACACUAUUCUCAGGCCUCCCAGCCAGCUCCAUCAAACCCUUCAGAUGAUUCAGAAAGCAGCAGCAUGCCUCGUCUUCAACCAGACCAAAAGAACUCAUAUAACACCCCUCUUCAUCUACCUCCACUGGCUUCCAGUAGCCUCCCGUAUCAAAUUCAAGGCCUUGGUGCUCAUGUACAAGACCUUGUCUGGAACAGCUCCCCCCUACCUCAAUACUCUCCUUGAGGCUUACGUUCCCUCAUGCAAUCUGCGAUUGACCGACGCUUAGUAGUCUCUACUCAACCUGGCUCAAGGUCCUUUUCUAGAACCUUCAAACUAACCGUCCCUCAGUGGUGGAAUGAACUUCCAACCUCAAUUCAGACUGCAGAAUCUGUCACUAUUUUCAAAAAACAGCUAAAGAACCACCUCUUCCAUGAGCACUUAAUUAACCCCUAAAAUGCCAACCCCCACAUUAUUUAAAAAAAAAAAAAAAAAAAAAAACAAACUUACUCUGACUCUUACACAUUGACUCUGCACACUUUGCUUCUUUAUAACUCAAUUAUAAAUUUUGCUUGGUAGCACUACUUGUAUUGUUCUCCGCUUGAUAUAUCACUUUUCUUGUAUUUCCUCAUUUGAAUAAAAGUGUCUUCUAAAUGAAUAUGUACCUUAAAUGUAAAUGUAAAUGUAAUCUACCCUGAUAAAAUUGCAUGUAACUUGUUUUUCUGUUCAACCAAUUUUCACAAAAUUUGCUUUGUUAAAGAUGUCAUAUAUUUUUGUACUAUAUCACACAUUAUGUAAAUGUAAAUAUACCUGCUGUGUCAAUAUUCUGAUUGCAUCACGCCUACAUAGGUGUCACACUACAUCUUCCAGAACACAACAAAUGGCUGCAACGAACUACAACUCCCAACACACACAGACUCUGCCACAUUCACUGUCACCGUCCUUCUAAUCACACACACCUGAACCACACCAUAAAUACACACACAACCCCUCAGUUCAUUGUGAGGUAUACACUCUGUGUCUUUGUUACUAGUCAUUGCAAAGCCUUUGGAUAUUGAUAUUCUGGGUUUUGAUCCUGUAUUGGGAUUUUCUGUUUUUUUUUUUUGCCUUGCCUUGCCUUGUUCAUGCUGUUUCCUAUUCACCUUAUCAUUGCCUGUUUCCUGUUCUUUUUUUUGCCUCAUGAUUUGGAGCUGUUUGGGAGCUUUCUAAAAAAAACUGUUUAUACCUGC